This is a messenger RNA of Clarias gariepinus (North African catfish), 1594 nucleotides long. RefSeq names its product peptidylprolyl isomerase D (gene ppid). The record is from RefSeq and is a predicted model, not a curated record. Bases 53 to 1168 code for a protein of 371 amino acids. Gene Ontology annotation, molecular function: peptidyl-prolyl cis-trans isomerase activity; protein binding. The transcript is spliced from 10 exons. Gene Ontology annotation, biological process: protein peptidyl-prolyl isomerization; protein folding. Lineage: Eukaryota; Metazoa; Chordata; Actinopteri; Siluriformes; Clariidae.
AGUUCAUUCAGGAGCUCAGAGAACUUCAACACACACACACACACACACAAAAAUGUCGAACCCGACCCCGGUGUCCAAACUCGGCAAUGCGGAAAACCCGAGGGCCUUCUUCGAUGUAGAAAUCGGCGGUGAAAAAGCCGGCCGCAUCGUGUUUGAGCUCUUCGCCGAUGUCGUCCCUAAAACGGCGGAGAACUUCCGCGCACUCUGCACUGGCGAGAAGGGACUCGGCAAAAGCACUGGGAAACCGCUGCACUUCAAGGGAUGCCCUUUUCACCGCAUCAUCAAGAAGUUCAUGGUGCAGGGAGGGGAUUUCUCGAAUCAGAAUGGCACGGGAGGCGAGAGCAUCUACGGGGACAAAUUCGAGGAUGAAAACUUCAACUAUAAGCAUGAUAAAGAAGGCCUGCUGAGCAUGGCCAACGCCGGGCCCAACACCAACGGCUCUCAGUUCUUCAUCACCACUGUGCCCACGCCUCACCUGGACGGCAAGCAUGUAGUGUUCGGGCAGGUGCUCAAGGGCAUGGGCGUGGUCAAGAUGCUGGAGGCCAUCGACACUGAGGAAGAUCAUCCGGUCAAGCCCUGUAUCAUUGCUGAUUGUGGAGAACACAAAGCAGGCGAUGACUGGGUCCUGGCUUCUAACGACGGCUCCGGAGACGUACACCCAGACUUCCCUGAGGACUCAGACAUCGACUUUAAUGACGCUGAUAAAGUCUUGUCGGUGGCGGAGGACAUCAAAAAUAUCGGGAACAGCUUUUUCAAAGCCCAGGAUUGGCAAGGUGCAAUGAAGAAGUACUCCAAAGCUAUUAGGUAUUUAGAGCUCUGUGGCAAUAUUCUGGAUGAUGAAGAUGUGCAGAAGAAGCUGGAGCCCACGGCUCUGAGCUGCAUCCUCAACACGGGAGCCUGUAGACUCAAACUGCAGCAGUGGCAGGAGGCCAUCGAGAGCUGCGAUGAGGCUCUGGAGCUGAAUCAGACGCACGCUAAGGCUUUGUUCAGGAGAGCGCAGGCAUGGCAAGGCCUCAAGGAGUUCAACAAGGCCAUGAUCGAUCUAAAGAAAGCACAGGAGGUUGCACCAGAAGACAAAGCUAUUGCAAAUGAAAUGCUGAGGGUCAACCAGAAAGUGAAGGAGGAAAAGGAAAGGGAAAAGAAGAUUUACUCCAAAAUGUUUGCAUAACGGAUACACACGCGACGUGUCGUGCAGAUGCUCGCAUCUUUCUGCUGAACAGUCAGUAACAUAGUUGUAGGAGUAAAUACAGAAACAUUAGAGUCAGGAAUUAUGAUGCUGAUAAGGAUAUGCAGUUUACAGGAAGACGUAAUAAGAGAAUAGGAUCCAUUAUACUGUAGAUAACAUACAAUAUGUGUGAACAUUAACGUGUGGUUGCAUAAUGGACUACUGUUUAAAAUUGAUUUAAUCAGAAAGCAAGCUCACGUACAAGACCGCCUCGGGUGGGUUGUUUGUCUUUAUAUUUAUUUGUCUUUAACUUGCUGUUUAUUCAUUGCACAGAUUUAAAUCCAAAAGCAAAAGACUCUCUGUAAGAUCAUAAUUAGUUCACUGUGACAAAUGCAAUCUUACAAUAAAUGUAUUGAUGUUUUAAGAAGA